Messenger RNA from Orycteropus afer afer, 2329 nucleotides. It is a transcript of the gene SLC26A3, whose product is annotated as solute carrier family 26 member 3. Lineage: Eukaryota; Metazoa; Chordata; Mammalia; Tubulidentata; Orycteropodidae. Gene Ontology annotation, cellular component: membrane. Gene Ontology annotation, biological process: transmembrane transport. The record is from RefSeq and is a predicted model, not a curated record. Gene Ontology annotation, molecular function: bicarbonate transmembrane transporter activity; secondary active sulfate transmembrane transporter activity; oxalate transmembrane transporter activity.
AUGAUCGAACCCAUUGGGAAUCAAUACAUUGUGGCCAGGCCAGUGUAUUCCAAAAAUGCUUUCAGGGAACAUCAUCAGAAGAAAUACAGACCUCAUAAGACAUUUCUGGAUCAUCUCAAAGAGUGUUUUAGCUGCUCCUCACAAAAGGCCAAGAGAAUUGCCUUCUCUUUGUUCCCCAUAGCAUCUUGGUUACCAGCAUACCGGAUAAAGGAAUGGCUACUCAGUGACAUUGUUUCUGGGAUCAGUACAGGGCUGGUAGCUGUACUGCAAGGUCUAGCAUUUGCUCUGCUGGUCAACAUCCCCCCAAGCUACGGAUUGUAUGCAGCCUUUUUCCCAGUCAUAAUCUACUUCUUCUUGGGCACUUCUAAACACAUAUCUGUUGGUCCAUUUCCGGUUCUGAGUAUGAUGGUGGGAGCAGUAGUUAUGAGAUUAGUCCCAGAAGCCAAUGAAGCUACUGAUAGUUUAUUGACUAAUGAUACAGAAGUAGUGGACCAGAAGGUGAUGGUGGCUGCAACGGUCACAGUCCUUUCUGGAAUUAUCCAGUUGGCCAUGGGGGCUCUGCAGAUCGGAUUUGUGGUGAUAUACCUGUCAGAUUCCCUAAUCAGUGGUUUCACCACAGCAGCUGCUAUCCAUGUUUUGGUCUCCCAACUCAAAUUUAUUCUUCAGCUGAGUGUCCCGGCACACAGUGAUCCAUUUUCAAUUUUCAAAGUUCUACAAUCCAUAUUCUCACAAAUAGAGAAGACUAAUAUUGCAGACCUGGUGACAUCCCUGAUUAUUCUGUUGAUUGUAUUUGUGGUUAAAGAAAUUAACCAGCGCUACAAAGCCAAGCUUCCAGUGCCCAUUCCAAUUGAACUUAUCAUGACUGUGAUUGCAACAGGUGUAUCCUAUGGUUUUGACUUCAAAAACAGGUUUAAUGUGGCUGUUGUUGGGAAGAUGCAAAGUGGAUUUCAGUUUCCCAUUGCACCUAAUGUGACGAUUUUUCAAGAGACCAUAGGUGAUGGCUUUGCCAUUGCAAUCGUUGGCUUCGCAGUGGCCUUUUCAGUUGCCAGUGUCUAUUCCCUCAAGUAUGAUUAUCCAAUUGAUGGCAAUCAGGAGUUAAUAGCCUUUGGAUUGGGUAACUUAUUCAGUGGAUUCUUCAAAGGAUUUGCAUCAAGUACUGCUCUCUCCAGAUCAGGAGUUCAGGAGAGUACAGGAGGCAAAACACAGAUUGCCGGGCUUCUCUCUGCCAUCAUCGUAUUGAUUGUCAUCGUUGCCAUUGGAUUUCUCCUGGAGCCACUACAAAAAUCUGUCCUUGCAGCGUUAGCGCUUGGAAAUUUAAAGGGAAUGCUGAUGCAGUUUGCUGAAAUAGGAAGAUUGUGGAGAAAAGAUAAAUAUGAUUGCUUCAUUUGGAUCGUGACCUUCAUCUGUGCCAUUGUCCUGGGACUUGGCUUAGGCCUGGCCGCCAGCGUUGCAUUUCAGCUCCUAACCAUUGUGUUCCGGACUCAAUUUCCAAAAUGCAGCACACUGGCUAAUAUUGGAAGGAGCAACAUCUAUAAGAAUAAAAAAGAUUACAAUGACAUGUAUGAGCCAGAAGGUGUGAAAAUCUUCAGAUGUCCAUCUCCUAUCUAUUUUGCAAAUAUUGGUUUCUUUAAGCAGAAACUUACCGAUGCUGUUGGCUUUAGUCCUCUUCGAAUUCUACGCAAGCGCAAUAAAGCUUUGAAGAAAAUCCGAAAGCUGCAGAAAAAAGGCCUGUUACAAGCAACACCAAAAGGAUUGAUAUGUACUGUUAAUGACAUAAAAGACUCUGAGGAGGAGCUGGACAAUAAUCAAAUAGAAGAACUGGAUCGGCCAAUCAAUGCCACAGACCUGCCCUUCCACAUAGACUGGAACGGUGAUCUUCCUCUCAAUAUAAUGGUCCCCAAAGUCAGCGUCCACAGCCUCAUUCUCGAUUUUUCAGCAGUGUCAUUUCUUGAUAUCUCUUCAAUGAGGGGUCUCAAAACGAUUUUGCAAGAAUUCAUCAGGAUCCAAGUGGAUGUGUAUAUUGUGGGAACUGAUGAUGAUUUACUUGAGAAGCUUUCUCGGUGUGAAUUUUUUGAUGAUGAAGUUAAUGACUCAAUAUUUUUCUUAACAAUCCAUGAUGCUGUUUUGCAUAUUUUGAUGAAGAAGGAUGACAGUACUUCAAAGUUUAGCCCCAGUCAGGAGAAAGAAAUGAAACAAGACUUUACCAUAAAUACAAAUGGAGGAUUACGUAAUCGGGAAUGUCAGAUACCAGUUGAAACGAAAUUUUAAUCAAAAUAUAACUCAGAGAUCUUCAUCUGCCCACUAUAUAAAGAACAACUUUGUCCCCAGA